Messenger RNA from Macroventuria anomochaeta, 1224 nucleotides. Its product is annotated as family A G protein-coupled receptor-like protein. Gene Ontology annotation, molecular function: monoatomic ion channel activity. The transcript has 3 exons. Gene Ontology annotation, biological process: monoatomic ion transport. Gene Ontology annotation, cellular component: endoplasmic reticulum; plasma membrane. NCBI's taxonomy places the organism in Eukaryota, Fungi, Ascomycota, Dothideomycetes, Pleosporales, Didymellaceae. The record is from RefSeq and is a predicted model, not a curated record. Bases 158 to 1090 code for a protein of 310 amino acids.
AUCACACGAUCGAUGUCAUCGUUGACGUAGUUGUGAGCGGGCGUCUUAGUGCUCUCGAUAUAUGAGUGCGGUGUCGCUGUAGAAUGCGAUCUUGAUACACAUCUAACAACCAAGCCUUUCUGUACAGGAAACAGUUCUUGGACAACACUUAGCAACCAUGGCAUCUGACCUCGUUGCGCGGGCGAACCACGCCCUUGAUCUCAACGGCAACACUGUAAACGGUGCUACAGCCGACAUCGCCAUAACAACUCAUGGUUCCGAUCUCUACUUCGCUAUUUGCGCAGCCAUGGGCUUCGCCGGCUUCUGCUUCAUCGGUCUUGCCUUCCGCAAGGAGCGCCGCGACCGUCUUUUCCACUACAUCACCGCAGCUGUCGUCUUCGUAGCAUGCAUUGCCUAUUUCACCAUGGGAUCCAACCUGGGUUUCACCCCGAUUCAAGUGGAGUUCCCUCGCAGCAACUCCGUUGUGCGCGGUACCUACCGUGAGAUCUUCUACGUUCGAUACAUCGAUUGGUUCAUCACGACUCCGCUCUUGCUUCUCGACUUGCUGCUCACUGCUGGCAUGCCGUGGCCUACAAUUCUCUGGACUAUUCUCGUUGAUGAGAUCAUGAUUGUCACUGGUCUGAUUGGUGCGCUUGUCGUCAGCAGGUACAAGUUUGCCUACUUCACUUUCGGCUGCGUCGCCCUCUUCUAUAUCGUCUACCAGCUCGUCUGGGAAGCCCGCCGCCACGCUAAUCGCUACGGCUCCGAAGUCAGCAAGUGCUUCACAUACUGCGGCUCCCUGACCGCAUUCCUCUGGAUCCUGUACCCGAUUGCCUGGGGUCUCUGCGAGGGUGGCAACGUCAUUUCGCCCGACUCUGAGGCGAUUUUCUACGGUGUCCUUGACUUCAUUGCUAAGCCUUGUUUUGGUGCUCUCCUCAUCUGGGGUCACCGCAAUAUCGACCCUGCAUCGAUCGGUAUGGCCAUCAGGGAUUACGAUGGUGACGCGAUUGUUCAUGAGAAGCGUGCGCCUCACAAUAACGGCAUUAACCCUCCUCUUGAUGGACCUGUAAACACCGACGGCACCAAUGGUGUCAACGGCCACCAGGUUUAAGCGUUUUGGUGGGGUGGGUAAUGCAAAUAUACCCAUGUGUAAUGAUCAAAUUGGAACGAUCUUUGGAUUAAGACAAGUGCGACCAUUAAUAAUGUAAUGAAGGGAAAGGAAGGGCUGUGCAAGUUGUUUGGAAG